AUGUCGGGGCUAAGCGGGAACGGUAAGCUGCGGCAGUGGCUGAUCGAGCAGGUGGACGGGGGGAAAUAUCCGGGGCUGGUGUGGGAGGACAGCGACAAGACCGUGUUCCGCAUCCCGUGGAAGCACGCGGGCAAGCAGGACUACAACAGGGACGAGGACGCUGCGCUCUUUAAGGCCUGGGCGCUGUUUAAGGGAAAAUACCGCGAGGGCAUCGACAAGCCUGACCCCCCCACGUGGAAAACGCGCCUGCGCUGCGCGCUCAACAAGAGCAACGACUUCGAGGAGCUGGUGGAGAGAAGCCAGUUGGACACAUCAGACCCGUACAAAGUUUAUCGGGUGAUUCCAGAGGGCACUAAGAGAGGGUCAAAGUCCUAUGAGAGCGCUUCCACUCUCACAAGCCCUCACAGCUACCCAGCGUACCCACCAUACACCCCUCUGCAAAGUCAGGUGUGUAACUUCCUGUCUCCAGCUGAGAGAGGCUGGAGAGACAUCCUGCCAGAGCAGACUCACGUUUCGGACAUCCAUUCUUCUUACAACCAAAACUCAUACGCUCCACACUGGGACAAUGGUUACCAAAUCAGUGGCUCCUUUUACAGCUGCAGUGCCUUUGACCCUCCUCCACUCCCCUUUAACUUAGACUCAAGCUUACGAUCAGCAGAGGCUCUGGCUUUCUCAGACCCCAGGCUACAGGUAUGUGUGUUCAGUGGAGAUUCUCUGGUCAGAGACGUGACCGUAUUCAGUGUGGAGGGCUGCAGACUGGCUCCCUAUGAGGAGAACCAGGCCUACGGAGGCCCAGCAGGGCCAGAACUGGUGCCGCUUCCACAUUGUGAGGGCAGUGAGCUGGAGCGUGGUGUUUUGAUCUGGAUGGCUCCAGAAGGCCUGUGUGCCCGUCGUCUUUGCAACGCCAGGGUCUACUGGGAGGGAGCACACGCCCCCUACACUGACAAGCCCAACAAACUGGAAAGAGACCACACCAGCAAGCUUCUGGACACUCAGCUAUUCAUCGCAGAGCUACAGGCCUGUUAUUUGCAGGCGCGUCCUUUGCCCCGAUUCCAGGUGCUGUUGUUUUUUGAGGAGUGCCACAAUACCCAGAGGAGGCCCAUAACAGUGCAGGUGGAACCAUUAUUUGCUCGCCAACUGCUCCUCCUCUGCCAGCAAAGCAGCACAAAUCACAUGAGGGCUCACGAGCUUACACCACUGUUCUGGGACCAGCUGCCUCCCCAGCAGCUGGACUACCCCUCCAACAGCCCCCAUCAGUCCCAUGGCAACACUGUGCAGGACUGGCCUCUCUCCACCCAGUCUGUAGAGCAGGGUACACUCAAGAGGGAGAGUGACCUGACUGAAUACAGGAGCAGACUUGUUUCAUAGAACUAGAAUACAUAAGAUUUUUUUAAAGUUUGUACUAGAAAGAAUGUUUUUAUUUACUUCCAUCUGCUGAUAUUAGACAUUUUUCAGCUCUCUUAUUACUUUAUUACUCAUAUCAGCUUUAUAACGUUUCUGUUUCCUGAAGCUUAGCAACAGCAACUCAGCAGUUGGCAACGUUAUUCUUUCUUGUUCAUUAUAAACAACCCAAACAAGGUGAUUUGAGGAUGCAAGCAAACAGCAGUGACAAAAGUCUGAAUAAAUUAAAUCUAACUGCUGUUGUAAUGUUCUGCCAAGGCUCAUGGAGUCAACUGAGAAAAUGCAAAAAUGUUUUCAGUCUUUGUGGAAAUCUGUGUUCAGACUAGCAUUAACAUAGGUCUACAUAUAUCAAUCAGUUUGUUUGUUGACACUUUGUUUUUCCUUAACAGUUUAAGCAUUAUUCUGGAAUUAUACCAUCAACAAGACCAAAAAAUAAAAUUCAAACAACAAAUAAA
Colossoma macropomum (tambaqui) is the source of this 1856-nucleotide messenger RNA. RefSeq names its product interferon regulatory factor 4 like (gene irf4l). Gene Ontology annotation, cellular component: nucleus. Gene Ontology annotation, biological process: immune system process; regulation of transcription by RNA polymerase II. The transcript has 8 exons. NCBI's taxonomy places the organism in Eukaryota, Metazoa, Chordata, Actinopteri, Characiformes, Serrasalmidae. The record is from RefSeq and is a predicted model, not a curated record. Bases 1 to 1368 code for a protein of 455 amino acids. Gene Ontology annotation, molecular function: RNA polymerase II cis-regulatory region sequence-specific DNA binding; DNA-binding transcription factor activity, RNA polymerase II-specific; protein binding.